Molecule: messenger RNA, 1005 nt
Organism: Aspergillus luchuensis
Lineage: Eukaryota; Fungi; Ascomycota; Eurotiomycetes; Eurotiales; Aspergillaceae
Product: Hsp20/alpha crystallin family protein
Exons: 1
Coding region: 1-1005 (334 amino acids)
Biological process (GO): response to salt stress; protein folding; response to heat
Source: RefSeq, a predicted model, not a curated record
AUGGCCAACAUCCGUGAUCUCAAUCAACUCCCUCCCUAUUGGGAAGUCGUCGCCAGCAUGGAAGAACCAAGCUUUGCUCACCCCUUCUUCGCCGGUCACAACCACAACCACAUGCCACAUGGCGAACACUUUGCUGGUGCUGGAGACUUUGAUCUGCCCCAUCGCGGCCGCCAUGGCCCUCACCACCGCCGCCACCGCCGCGGAGAGCCUGUGACUGAAGACGAAGAACCUACCCAGACCGAGACUGCCGAAGAUGACGAACCCUCCUCUUCCUCCUCCGACGAGGAAAACCAUGAUGAGCCCCGGAAAUGCAAGCGUCACGGUCGCCACGGUGGUUUCCACGCCAAAGGCGGCAAGGGCCGUCAUGGACCUGGUCGCCACGGGCGCGGUCCAUGGGGAAAAUUUGACCACCCCCCUCAUCCCGGAGCAUUUGGAGCUUGGGGGGCUGAUUUUCAAGAACCCCACGCAGGAUUUGGCCCCCAUGGCGGCUUCGGCCAUGGGCCGCAUGGUCGGUUUGGACCCUACGGGGGUCGACACAUGCGCGGUGGCUUCAAGCAUGGUGGUCGCGGCGGACCGCACCGUGGCUUUGGCCCAUUUGGAUUUAAGGAGUUCGGCCAUCAUCGUCACGGUAAGCAUCACAAGCGCGGCGACUUUUUCCACCCCGAGGUGGAUGUAUUCGACACUACCGAGGCCUUUAUAGUGCAUGUUUCGCUGCCCGGGGCGAAGAAGGAGGCGGUGGAAGUAAAGUGGGACCCGAAGAAGUUCGAGCUGAAUGUCAGCGGAACGAUUGAGCGCCCUGGCGAUGAGGAAUUGCUGAAGACAUUGGCCUUGGAUGAACGUCGCGUGGGGACUCUCGAUCGCCAGGUGCGGUUGGGCAGUGUGUUCCAGCCCGUGGAGGUGCAUGUCGAAGGCAUCACGGCUGAGAUGGAAAACGGAGUGUUGAUCAUCAAGUUGCCCAAGGUGGAGACGGAUGUGGUGAUGGUGACGCGUGUGAAUGUGCAGUGA